Messenger RNA from Sitodiplosis mosellana (orange wheat blossom midge), 9213 nucleotides. It is a transcript of the gene by, whose product is annotated as probable serine/threonine-protein kinase ndrD. Gene Ontology annotation, molecular function: protein binding. The coding region runs from base 596 to 7585 and encodes 2329 amino acids. NCBI's taxonomy places the organism in Eukaryota, Metazoa, Arthropoda, Insecta, Diptera, Cecidomyiidae. The record is from RefSeq and is a predicted model, not a curated record. The transcript has 24 exons.
UAUUUAACGCGCAUUUCGCGCCGUGUGUGCCGAUUUGUUUUUUUUUCUUCUUUUCGUAUAUUCUCUCUGUCUCUUCUACACCGAAGUGAUAUUUUUUCCGUUUGUCAGUGUGAUGUUUGCGGGAUGUGAUGAGUCAAUUAUCAGCUUACUGGUGUGAAAUCAAAACAAAGAACAAAAAAGUAGAUAAAUAAAGAACACCACCAUCGAGUACAGUGUAAUUGAAAAAGUGCGUGUGAAAGACAACAGCCGCAUCGAAUCCAAAUCAACAACAACAACAAAAAUCAAGUGAAUUCCAGAACGAAAACGCGGCGCGCAAAACUCACAAAUCAAACGGCAAAAUAUUUGUGGAUUGUGUGCGUUGGACGUAAGAAAUUAAUUCUGUGUAUCUUUUCUUCUGUCGUGUGUGCGUUGUGCAAGAACAAGUGUAUGUAGUGUGGCGAUGUGGGAAAAGAAUCCACCAACUUCAUUGAGAAAAUAACGAGCGCGCUCCCAAAUUUGAUCAACGCCAAAUUCGGCGUGAAUUGUGAAUAUACAAGAUAACAGGAUGUGACGAUGUUGUUUGAGUGGCAUUUAGCGCGCUGAUUAUAUCACAAACAUGGAUUUAUCGGCGAAAAUACGUUACACAGACACGAGUUAUAUAAUAGCGCAGCAAUGGUCGAAAGGAGGCGAGAAACACACAUUCCCAAAUGUUUAUGCGUGCAAUUAUAAUCGGCAGAAAUUUGCCAAUUUGGCAAAAUGUGACGAAAAACAAACGAUUCCAACGACGGCAAAGGCGAUAAAAAGACCACUUCCAGUUGUACCGCCGAUGCCACCAACGCCGCCACCGCCAGCCAAACCAGAUGACCUUAUCGAAGACGAUAACAAAAUUGACGCCGAUGAGCAACGAGAGGUGCUGCCAUCAAAUGGUGAACGAAAACAGAAGAAACGAAGAACAAGGUCUCUGGAACGCCUCCGUGAUCAAUCAAAUGAUAUCGAGCUAUCGGACUCCGACGAAGACAUUGCAAUCGCACAGAAAAUCCCAAUCAUAAAAUGUACAGAUGAAGUAGAUGCUUCAGCAACCUCACCAUCCAUGAGCGAAGCGAUUAAUGCACAUAGCAACACGACGGCGGAUGAACCGGCAAUAUGCGCUGAUAGUCCGGGGCUAGCAAUCGAUGCAAACACAUUCAGUGACAAAAGUCAAUUGUCAUUCGAUGAAAUUCUCAAAAUUGAAGAGACAUUCGAUGACGAUGGUGCCAUUGGUUUUAUGAAUCAAAGCAUCGUAGUCGAUAUUCAUGCCGAACCAACGAUUGAACUGCGGAUUCAUGAAAGCGACAGUGAUCCGGCGAUCGUAGCUUCAAAAUCGGUGACCGGCAUUUUGAAUGCAUUCAAGUUAACCAAAGAACAAAUGAAAUCCGAUUUCGAACAGGAACGAUGCUUUAGCGAAGACGAUGCUGUCGAUCCUGAUGCAGACGAUAAUAAAGAAAAACCCGAACGACUGGUGCAAAGUGACAGUGAAGUGCUAUCGAAAACGCCAUUAAAAUUAGUUAUUGAAUGUGAUAUAAACGAAAAUGUUAUUGUUAACGAAUCAAAAUCACGCGAAACCAUUCUUGAUCUUGACCACAAUCAUAACGAUAUUGUGAAAGCCGCCGAAAUUGUCACGGACCAAACCCAAAUAAAAACCAAACAACCACGCGUUUCUGAAACAAAUGCUGAAAUAAAAUUUGUGCAAAAUCGUGAGAGUCCACCGAUUGUUCCGCAAAAUGAGCAACCGAAACACGAAUCCAUUUCAUCACGUUCCAGUUGCGAAUCAGAUGGCAAUGAACCAGUUUAUGCCACGGUUGACACAGCAUUGAAUACGGUGAGUGUAAAUGUUAUGGCAUCAGUUUUAUACCUUCGAGAUGAUUUACGAUUUCGGCCACCGCCCGACAACCGUACCAUUCAUAAUGGAAUAGUGCUAAGUAUAAAUAAAAACUACGAUGCCAAACCACUGAUAUCAAAGUCGCAAACGUUUCCCUUGAAGUUGUCGCAACAUUAUCAUCAUGAUAAAACGGCUGCCGAUCACUUGGGCUUGAAUUAUGUGACCGAACGUAUUUUGGCGUCGGUGCUGCCGCAUCGAGUACAGAACCAGCAGCAGAAACGUGAUAAUGAACUGGCGGAUGGGCCACACAUUGGCGAUGCACCGCAAGACAUCUACGAACAAGAGCUAAUAUCGAUGUUGGAACAAAAACACGGAAAGAAUUACAAAUUGUUUGAUUUGGAGUCAUGCAUUUCGACGAUAACGCUGGAGAAGCUGUGCGAACUGUGCAAACACAUGGACUGUUGGCUGGGAAGCGGUCGCGAAAAAGUUGUCAUCCUUCAAGAUCGAGGUGACCGUCAGCGAUUGGGAUCAGCCAUCGCCGCUUAUUUGGAGUAUUUGAACAUUUGUGCUUCGAGCUAUGCACAUCGAAAUGGUUUAUCGAAUGAAGAUGCACGCGCCCAGAGUUCAAUCGCUCGUAAUUGGCUCGACCUGGACAUUUUCUCCAUGAAAAAGUUCCUCCUUGAUGUAAUCGGGCCGUUGCGUGUACCAUCACAUCGUCGGUAUUUGCAAUAUUUUUCCGGUUUGCUAUCGGGCAAAAUCAGAAUCAAUUCACAUCCGCUCUACUUGCGAUUCGUCACAAUCGAAUCACCGCCAUCAUGGCUACAGCAUGAAAAAAUCGCAUUGCAACAAGCCGAAUGGCGCAGUUUCAUCAAAAUCUACGAGGGACUCAAUUGUGUUUUCACUUCAGACAUUCAUGUGAUACCAAUUACAACGCGGCAAUUCAUAUACGAAAUCGGACAGUUACGAUUACGCGGCGAUGUGAUAAUUCGGUGCUAUCAAAUCACAGCGAACGAACGAACAAUGAACUUGCACUCGACCAAAUUAUUGAAUCGUGAAUUGAUUUUCUCCACACAAUUCCAUACAUGUGCCAUUACCGAGCGUGAUGUAACGUUCUAUCGCAACGAUUUAGACUAUGCCUGUGACGAUCCUCGAAUUCCAAUCGAUCACAAAGUCACUUUGCAUUUUGGCGAUAAUCAGUUGAACGAGAAUCGUGGUCUUUAUUUCCAAAGUCCGUUGGUGAAACUCGAACCGCUGAAUGCUGUCGCCAAAUACAACAGUUUGGAACGAUUCGAUGACGAUUCAUUGCAUACCCAAGGCCCAUUGGAUGGUUCAUUGUAUGCGACAAUAUUGAAGAGUCCAAGAUCACCACUGAGAUCACCAACAUUUCCACCAGCAUUUAUUUCGAAUAUAGUCAACAAUAAUCAUCAACGAUCCAAUACAAAUUUAACCGUUGUUUCGUCGACACCGAAACCCGAACGAACCUCUUCAACUCAAAAUCUAUUAAUUUCGCCUCCGCCGGAAUUUAGCAAUAAGAAAAUCGUUGAAAUCAAAGAGUGCUACACAACAGUCAGCCCAAUUGGUGCUUCACCAAAACCAGAGAGCAACACAAGCACACUAAAUCGUGAACAAAGCAAAUCGUUAAGUCGAUCGUAUACAUCGACACCAAGCUACGAAGAAAUUCAAGUUCCAUCGCGCAGUUCAUCAAGGGACGCCACACUUCGCUAUCAAACAACACCACGGUCAAGUAGCUCGUUAUCAACGGUUUAUCAACAGCCCGAACCACCAAACCGAUCGUCGUCCGCAUCGCGAGCCGGAAAUUACACAACGAACCAAUCAAAUCAAUAUCUUCGCACCGUUGACAAUUACAAUUACGUGAACGCCGUACAGAAUGGUAAUCGAAAUCAAUCAUAUCAAGACGGUCGAGAGUCCGUUAAAAGCCCAUUAACUCUGUCUAUGGACUCGGGCAUUUCAAGCAGUGGAAUUGCAAACAGACGUAUCCAAGGAUCAAGUGUUUCACCAUCGAGCUAUCCAAGUCAAAGUCCGCAAGAUCGUCAUCAAGAACUGGAUGACAUCCUAAGUGAUAUGCUAUUGACUGUUCAAGGCAUACCGGAUAUUGGAAAAACACAGCACACUAGAGAGGUUCUACGAAAAACAACGACACAAAAUUCGACAGUUCAAAAUCAACGACCGCAACUGCAUUUACAAAUACCAAAACAUCAACAACAGCAACAGCAGCCACUGUACGCUAGUACAAAUACGGUGAAACGUUCUCAAUCGUGUACGUCGCAAGAAGAGAGCAAUUGCAGCACAAUAUCACGAUCGACCGUACACACAACAGGUCACAUACGAGAUCGUGUUUGUGGAGACUUUUAUGAUACGGCAAGCACAGCGACCACCAUAACACCAACACCAAGCGAAAGUGGCCGAAUCACACCGUUUCAAACCAUCGCAUACACACGCAACAGCAACAGCAGCGCUAACCAUCACCACGAAAAUACUAAACUAACGCAACAGGCAAUCGAACAGCGUGAACGCGAGCUCAUCAUGGAUUUGCAAAAUCAGUCGUUCGAUUAUUCGCAGUCGUUGCGGACUGGUUCAUCGGCAGCAGGCCAAGCAAACGAUUUAAAAUUGAACAACAACAAAGUGAACAUCAGUGCUACAUCGGAAGACGACGAAUCGAUUCCAUAUCACGCACGUGAAGAUUCGCGACCAUUUACAUACGGUGAUGCAACGGGCGUGCAAUUGAGUCCAACAAGUGCACGCAAAGCGGGAACAGGAGGCACCGGAAUGAUUAAAUUACAAGCGGGCCUAUCGAGCCCGUCGCUCGUGCGAAAACAUCUUGGCUCAAAUGCCAACCAACAACAACAACAACAAAAUGCAGCACGAAAGAGCCCAAGCAAUGGGCGCAACGAUUUCGAGGAAAUGCUUUUGCAACGCCGCGAAAAAAUCCUCAACGAUAAAUAUUCGAUCGGUGAUAAAACACCAAAUGGAAACAGUGUUUCAGAAACAAACAAUUUAAAUGCCAGUGCAAACAAUAAGUGGAAUAUCAGCAGCAACACACUAAACGGAUAUCAAUACCAUGAACCAUUGAAACGAUCGAACACCAUGGAUGGUGGUUUUGGACGUGGAAACACUAGUGGAUACGUUUCAGAUGGAUCGUCUGGACAAACAUGGUUACAGCUGCAACAACAGAAAUUGCGUGCAAAAAAGGAAUUGCAGCACCGAGGCGAUAACGAUUAUUAUGAGCGAAAUACGAACACAGGCCGACCUCUACGGUCACGUUCAAGUCAGUCGUCGCAUCGAUACGAUGGCUAUUCGAGCGAUACAGGCGCCUUUGAUUCGAGAGCGUUCACCGAUGAAGUUGACUAUCGCCGGCCGUUGCAUGUGCAAACGCCGAAUCGACCGAAUGAACGCUACCACACCAUCACAAAAACCACAACGAUGACAAAUGAACGUCCUUUCGUUUCAGUGAAACGGGCUCACGAACAGUCCAAGGCAAACAAUAACAUCAUCGGGUCACCAUCACCAUUAUCAAUAUUGAAUGCAUCACCGCACGGUCAUAUUGCACAAGCACAAUCACCAAAUCACAAUCAAAACGGGCUUUUAUCAGUAGCUGAUAACAAUGAAUUAUCCCCAGUGCGUAACGGACAUGCUCGAUUGGAGUCCGACAGUAGUAAUAGUUCACCGUUAUCGUCAUCAAAUAUGAGUAGUAGUAGCCCAUCGGUGACGGCAUCACCACCGCUUGAUAACCGAACAAUAGCCUGCGAUAGCACCGAUAAAGUGCAACAACCGAACAGUGGAACGACAACAAAUGGACCGAUGAUGAGAAACUAUCACACAAAAGCGCCAAUUAUUAUCGAAGAAAAUGGUAAUGAAAUCGAUGAUGACACAAGCUACAUGGCACUGGAUCAAUUGCUGGCAUCGCUGGCACUCGAAAACGAUAUAAUGGAACGGCAUUUGUCACAAAUCAAUAAUAACGAUACCAACGGCAUCAAAUUCAAGCAUCAAAAUCAAACAAACGGUGGUGUAUUUUCGUUUGAAACGAAUGCACGUGAUCAUUACAUCAGCAGCAAUGGCAACUAUCCAAAGGCCAAAACAAAUGGAUUCGACGAGAAUCUCAACGAUGUUCUAGCUAAUUUAAUUGAAUUCACCGAAAAUGAAUCGCAACCACCGCAACAACAGCAUCAACAACACAAUACCAAUAUUCAUAUGAAUUCCUAUGCAAAUGGCCAUCAUUUGGUCAACGGAAGCAACAGCAACCACCACAACCAUCAUCCACAUUUGCCGCAUUUUAAUCAUUUGAAUAACAAUUUCAACAACAAUAACAAUCAUAUCAGUAGUAAUUAUGUAACGACAAAUGGCAACGGCAUCAAUAACAAUCAUAUCAAUCGCGCUCACAAUUACCAUGAGCCCAGCAAUAAUGCUAUCAAACGGCUCACAUCCGAAUCUGAAAAUAGCUCAUCCGUAUCACCAAGUCUGUCUGAACGAAGCAAUGGCAUUGUUUCGUGGAGCGAUCAGGUACGUGAAGAGUCAUUUUCAUCAUAUCGAUCUGAAACCGAGCCGGAAACAUCGUUGGCUGGAUCACCACGGCCCGAAACACCAGCCUUCCCACUCACACCUCGCACACCGUACGGCUUGAAUGGCAACAGUCCAGCUCUGCCUCCAAAGAGUCCUACUUCAAUUCGACGCUUAAAUAUGAUACACAACAAUGGUUCAACAUGGUCACUACGAAGUGGUAGAUCGACAGCAACCACAUACGAUUGGAGCAAAGAGUUUUAUUCUGGAGGACAAACGCAUCAUAUAAAUCAAAAUGACGUUUCGUGCUACACAUCACGUCGCAACUCAACCACAUCGACGGCAAACAGUGAACCGCAGGAAAUUGCACCGCAUUUGGUGAAGUUUGUGCGUGAUUCGUCGAAAUUCUGGUAUAAGCCAACAAUUUCUCGUGAAGAAGCGAUUGCAUUGUUGCGAAACGCUCUUCCAGGCAGCUUCUUAGUACGAGAUUCAACAACAUUUGCGAAGGCAUUCGGUUUGGUGUUGAAAGUAGCACAUCCACCGCCAGGCGUACAGUCAAAGGGAACGGGUGAUGAGCUCGUGCGUCACUUUUUGGUGGAGCCAACGACACGUGGCGUUCGGUUGAAAGGUUGCUCCAAUGAGCCCGUCUUUACAUCACUGUCAGCCUUAGUCUAUCAACAUUCAAUCACACCGCUCGCUUUACCAUGUAAACUGAUAAUACCGGACCGUGAUCUACAAAAUGUUGAAUACCAUUCACCGGCACAACAACAGCUUAUGACUCAAGGUGCCGCUUGCAAUGUACUCUUUUUAUUCACAUGCGACACCGAGUCACUAACUGGGCCAGAGGCCAUCCGAAAAGCUGUUUCACUGUUAUACUCGCGUAAACCGUUGCCCAAACCGACCGAAGUUCACUUCAAAGUCACACAACAGGGAAUCACAUUGACUGAUAACACACGUCAACUAUUCUUCAGAAAACAUUAUCCGGCUAGUAAUAUUUCGUUCUGCGGCUUGGAUCCAGACGAUCGACGCUGGAGCAUUCGAGUCACCGGUGAAGUUCCAGUUAGCAACAAGACCAUCUUUGCAUUCGUAGCACGUCGUUCAACCUCAUCCAACGACAAUCAAUGCCAUGUUUUCUGUGAACUGGAACAAAAUCAACCAGCAGCCGCAAUCACAGCAUUUGCCAACAAAGUCAUACCGAGCUACGGAGCUCAACCGUAUCUACGGGAUAUUUGAGGCAGCCUCCCUCACCGGACACAGCGGCUCAAAGUCAAUUUUAUUGACUUGUAAAUAGAAAAUUCACGAAUAAACACUUACCAUAAACAUAGGAACAACAACAAGAACAUAUGAGGGAUUGCACAUUUUUAACAAACGUAGAAAAAAAUGGGACAAUUAAUCAGUUCAAAUGGACAACAUUUAAAUACUUAACAAAUGUAACCUCUAAAACCCACGCAUACACAUGACGCGCACAACACAAAUUACUAAUUUGCUCUUAAAUUAUCGCUCUUUCGACGGGGGCAGCCAAUUGGUGAACAUUAACUCUCGCACUUUCCACGAAACUAAACACUUCAGACAUUUUGGAUCGAAAAUUGAAAAAAAGAGAAAGAGAGUAAAACGGAAUCGUAGGAAACAUAUGAAAAUGAGCAAAAGAUACUGUUUUGGAAACAAAAUUGCAGUCGAUCGUAUCUUUCGAAUGAUUGAUAGAAAAAUAUCUCAUUCCCUAAUCUGGGUGGAUUGAAGAUCAGCGAGUUGCUUUACCAAACCAUAAUAGCCACCGUUUUGUCUGUGACAGAAGCGGAUGGCAUGUGUACGAAAAAAAAAAUUGAAUUUUUUGUGUUGUUUGCGUGUCACCAAACGAAAAUUGCUUUGUAAAAUUAAGCGUGUUUUUAACUGUUUGUAUGUAAUUUCGUGCGAUGUUAAAUUGUAUACAAGCCGUUUGUGCGUGUGACGAAUUGCGAUCGAUCGAUAUUUUUCUUCAUCGAUUUCAUAUGUUGGAUUUCAGAUGGUACGAACAUUGGCCAAUCAUUUCUUUGACAAUGAAAUAUCCUGGUCAACCAGAAUGUACGAAGAAAAAUGGAAUAACAUAUUCAACAACAAAAUAAAAUGGAACAUAUUUGCAACUAGUCGAUUUACAAAUAAAAAAAAAACCUAAAUCAUCAUUGGCACAAGCACAUUCGCACAUCAAUUACAAUUCUACACAAUUAUUAAAGAAAAUCGUGACUAAAUACACUUCACAUCUGUUGGCGAAUUAUUAUUGAUGUUUUUAAAUGUGAAUAUUAAAUGGGCAACAUCAUAAAACAAACUAUAUCAUCAAUUGUCUUCUAGCAAUGUAACGAACUAUUAAUAAUAAUUGAUUAACCAUGAAUCAACACUUGAAUGUAUGUAAAUUAGUACUGAACUCGGUUCUACUUAAAUUCAUUUCGUCUUAGUUGUAUGCACAAUUUUUUUCCUUCUCUUCUUCAGUUUGUGUAUAUUUCUUUCUUUCUUCGUUUUUUCUCUUCAUUUUUGACUUAUUUUUUUUUUUUAAUUUAUUGUAAUACCAAUCCCAUUUCCUUUGGACCCCUUUUUUUUUGUUCGUAGAAAUUUUUACGGUUAAUUUUUAAUUUUACAUUUGUAAGAGCUUAAAUAAAUCCGAAAGAUGUCAAACGGAAAAUGAAAAUCAAAAUAUGUACGACACGUGAAAUCACGUUGAACGACUUAAAAAUCUUUUACCGAACACAUUUCUUUUUAGUUGCGAAUAAAUACAACAAAACAAUAAUAAAAUUAAUAUUAAUGAAUUAUAUAUUUGUAUGAACAUUAUGUAAAGGAAUAAUGUAAUUCAAGGGAAAAUAUCAAAAUAAAAACUACUAAAUUGAAAAAAAAAA